AUGUCCCAAGACGUCCUCGUUGGCGGAAGCAACGGUGGCCAGAACCACACCGCAGAGAGACUAGAUCUCUCUCAAGAGCCUUCGACGGCCACAUCCACAGCGAGCACCGACGCCUUCGUCCCGAGAAGCCUCGAAGUCGUCGAGGUGGAGCGUGCUAAGACUACACAAUUCAGAGCCCAAAACGCCGAUGAGCUUAAAAGGCUCGUUGGCGAUGACCGGCUCGAUCGCAUUGUCGAGCGCGAUCAAGUGGCUAACUACACCUCUUACCCCUUCUCCUGCAUCGGUAAGCUCUUCGUUGGCGCCAACUCCAACUUCUCGGCGCCCCUCUGGACCGGAAGCGCUGCAAUUGUAGGCCGCAAUCUGCUCCUUACGGCCAGCCACUGCGCACCAUGGGCCACUUCUGGAACGGGAGCGAUGCCAGGCUGGUGGAUGCGCUUCGUACCAUCUUACAAUAAUGGCUCUGAGCCUUACGGCUCCAGCUACGUUUCAGAUUUCCGCGGUGUGCGGAACACAGACAACGUGGUGGGUCUUGACUAUGUAAUCUGCCGUCUCUACAACCCACUAGGCAAUACGUGUGGCUGGCUCGGUAGCCGCUGGUGGAGUGACAACUCCCCCUACAUGCCCCCCAACAAAUGGUCUUCUGUCGGGUAUCCCGGGGACGCUAUGAACGGUCAGGUUAUGAUGGUUGAGCGGGGCAUCGGACUGCACCAGGUUGAUCCUGAGGGAGCUAAUGGCCGGGAGCUGGAGGCUCACACUUUUAGCACGCCAGGGUGGAGUGGGGGUCCGAUGUUCGGAACACUUGAUCAACAGCAGAAGUGUGUUGGGGUUAUGAGUGGAAAGGAGUUUGAGAAUGAUGGCUUAACCGGGAUUUUUAGUGGGACGCACUGGCAUAGUGUUAGUGCUGGGGGCAAGUCGAUGACUGAUCUGAUCUUGUACGGACUUGCGAAUUGGCCUUGA
Molecule: messenger RNA, 957 nt
Organism: Aspergillus tanneri
Lineage: Eukaryota; Fungi; Ascomycota; Eurotiomycetes; Eurotiales; Aspergillaceae
Product: trypsin-like serine peptidase
Exons: 1
Coding region: 1-957 (318 amino acids)
Source: RefSeq, a predicted model, not a curated record